This is a messenger RNA of Perca fluviatilis (European perch), 1259 nucleotides long. RefSeq lists its product as uncharacterized. The record is from RefSeq and is a predicted model, not a curated record. The coding region runs from base 36 to 1259 and encodes 407 amino acids. Gene Ontology annotation, molecular function: zinc ion binding. NCBI's taxonomy places the organism in Eukaryota, Metazoa, Chordata, Actinopteri, Perciformes, Percidae. The transcript has 4 exons.
UGAUAGAAAAAAAAAAUGUCACGUUCUGCAAAGUUAUGAUUGCUACCUACAUAAUCACGUUGUCACUUUAUUUUUCACCAGUAUCAAACAAAGACAAACUGACUGGUGCUGUCAGCAUCAGGGCAGCUAGUCACAGAUCUAUGAGGAAAAACGAGAAGCCACACAGUCUGAGAAUAGUGCUUCGGGAUUCGGACCCUGUCAUCCUAACAUCAAAUCGGUGCUCAUGUGUAGCUGGCACUGCAAUGUGUAACCACACAGUUGCUUUGCUGUUUCAAACUGCACACUAUUCAGAGUUGAACAUGCAGGUUGUGCCACCUGUCCACACCUGCACUGAGACAGAGCAGCAAUGGCAUAAGCCCAGAACAGCGGGAGUGAAACCUGGGCCAAUAAACAAAACGGUCAUCAGCAGACCAAGACUCAACCGGCUCACGGAAGGAGGAGUCAGGAGUACACUCUACAAGGGCUUGGUUGGGGACCCACUAGACAUCUCUUUGCUACUGAUUGGAGACAUGUACAAAGACUUCAGCAUUAGAGAGAAACCUCUAGCAGCAACUAUGGGCAUCAGUGACGAGAAGACCCUUGUUGAGACAGCUUUUGGCUUAGCACAAAGGGGGAGUGUGCUCUCAUACCAGCAACCUGUAUUGCCCACAAAGUCAGUCAAGAUGCACCAGGAUCCUCCACCUUACCCACCGCUGCCUAUUGGGGAGUACAAGCUUGCCCCGACAGACUGUGUGCAUGUGUGCACUGAGGAGGAGCACUUCCACCUUAAAAGCCUGAAUGUCACACUGGACAUGGCCUAUAAGAUUGAGGCAGCGACAAGAGAGCAGGCAGCAGACCAGGAGUGGCAUCAGCUCCGCAGGCCUAGGAUCACCUCCUCACGUUUUAGAGAGGUGUGUUUUGUGAGGGGAGUGAGCUCUGCAGAGUCUCUUGCAGAAAGAAUCCUCAAAGGAACAAGGCAGACUGCAGAAAUGAGAAGAGGUGCAGACAUGGAGUUUGAGGUGGCAAGGGAGUACUGCCAGAUGAAAAAUGUCAACUACACACCCUGUGGCCUCGUCAUCCACCCAGAUGCUCCUUGGCUUGGUGCCUCGCCAGAUGGCUUGAUUUUUGAUCCAUUCGCACAGCCACCGUUUGGACUGGUUGAGAUAAAGUGCCCUAAUGUGAAGAACUAUGUGGACUGUAAAUACCUUCAAAUGCAGGAUGGCACUUUGGCUCUUCGAAAAGCCACUCUUACUACUGGCAGGUGCAGGGUCAACUGUUGA